This is a messenger RNA of Rotaria socialis, 2775 nucleotides long. NCBI's taxonomy places the organism in Eukaryota, Metazoa, Rotifera, Eurotatoria, Philodinida, Philodinidae. The record is from the annotation of a GenBank genome assembly.
AUGCCUAAAGAGUCAACAUGCAACUUGGAUGAACAGAUUUCGACUCUAUGUGGCAACGAACAGGUUUAUCAAGGUGAUGUAACUGUACACGAUGAAAAUGUUGAUUAUAGAUAUGACAGCUAUGUAGCAGAGGAACAACAAUCUGUAGAAUUACCUGUCGUUGAAGGCAAUCAAAAUAGUGCAAAUGAAAUCGAAAAUCAUGGAACAGACGAAUCACCGAUUAUUGGUUAUGUUGACGAGCCUCCUUUGCCUCUCGUUGAUGCAUGUGCUCCUUUGGUCGAUAUUCUUUACAAUUUAUCUUUCUGUGUUAAUAUGGCAAUUGAUGAGAGUGCUACGAUUCGUCUUUAUACCAUUAAAUGGAAAUAUUGCAGCCGUGAAGAACUACAACCCUACUUUAAAGAUUUGAAUGCUGAAUUUCCACCUGGCACUCCAAUUAUGUGGUGGACAUUUUCAUCCACUACAACCGAAUUGGUGGUGCUUGAAAAUAAUAUGUAUUUGGGUACUACAGAUGCACGAACAUUGCUUUUUGUCGAAGCUAUCAAUGGACGAACAGUGCGUGCCCAUUCACAUUUUGCGACUGAAGAUGAAAUUUUACUUCUACCCGGUACUCACAUGAUAGUGCAAUCACAAUUUAGUCCAGCAUCUGAUCUUCACAUUAUCCACUUGAAACAGGUUGUACCAGAGGAAACACUACUCGAACCUCCUUUUCAAGGUACUUUGAAUAUUUUCGAUUUAUUUAUCGAACUUCAAUUUCCUCUAUUGUUAGGUGCACGCUUAUAUCCUAAAAUCAAGCUAUCAGUAAUAAAUGCUUUUUCAAGCGCUGGAUUUCCAUCUGUUGCAUUCACAAAUCCGUUUCAAUUUUCAGCAGGCUCUCAAAUAGGUAGCUCACCGAUUUCACUGGUGUAUGGUUAUUCUAAUCAUGAUAGAAAUGUUGAUUUCGCAAUUCUUAACUUUGAAGAUAACAGUGUGGAUGUAUUGAUGGGCAGUGGGAAUGGUGCCUACGAUGUCCCAACAACAUCUGACACAGGUUUUGAUUCAGUUUUUGUGGCUUUGAGCAAUGGGAAGGGUAAAACAACAACGGAUUUAUUUGUAAUCAAUAAACAAGAUGGAACGAUCUCUGCAAUGUUUACCAAUGAAGAUGGAACGAUUCAAUUUAACAUGGACUACGCAGUUUGUAAUGGACCGCUUUCUGCUAUUUGUGAGGAUUUCAAUAACGAUACGAUCAUCGAUGUGAGUGUGGUGAAUGGACUUGAUAACAAUUUAGUCAUAUUGCUUAGUGAUAAAGGUGAAAGUUUUGAAUAUAAAAAUAGGUAUACCGUUAGUACAGAAUCAAUUGAUCUGAUAUCUGAUGAUUUUAACAAAGAUUCGAAAGUGGAUCUGAUAGUAGUCAAUCACGUUGAUAACACUAUCAGUAUAUUAAUUGGUGGCGGAGAUGGAACUUUUCCGGAAUACGGAAUCUAUGGUGUUGGUCAACAGCCGAACUCAGUGGUAUCGGGAGACUUUAACAAUGAUACGAAACUGGAUUUGACAGUAGCAAAUAGUGGAAAUACUUCUAUCAGUAUUUUGUUCGGUUAUGAAAACGGAAGCUUCCAUAAUGAAGUAACUUAUGAAUUUGGCAAUGGUUCAAAUAGUUUAGUAGCUGCUGAUUUAAAUAAUGAUAAUAUAUUGGAUAUCGUAGUGACUGGUUCGAAUGGACAUUAUGUUAACAUACUAUUCGAUAAUCGUAAUGGAAGUUUUCAGAGUCCAAACAAAUAUCAAGUCGGUGUUAAGCCGACCGAUGUGAUAGCUGCUGAUUUUAAUAAUGAUAGUAGACUAGAUCUUGGAUUGACGAACACUGGUGAGAAUACAAUCAGUAUACUAAUAAAUUAUGGGAAUGGAACAUACAAACCUCAAGUUAAAUACGUUACUGGACAAAUGCCAAUGUCUCUCGUUUCAGGCAGUUUUAGCAAUAAAUCGAAUUCAGAUCUAAUAGUAGUUAACUACGAAGGCAGCAAUCUCAUUUUGAUGCCAGCCAUAUGGCAGCUGGCGACUUCAAUAACGACAAUACUUAGAACAGACCUAGUAUUGAAUAAUGAAUAUGAUAAAAGUGUGAGUAUACUAAUAAUUGUUAGCGAUGAUAUCUUAAUACAUCGAGGUACAUAUCAAAGGGGAUUCUUACCAAAAUUUGUGAUUGUGAAUGACUUGAACAAUGAUGCUCAAUUAGAUCUAGUGGUCGCCAAUGUGAAGGACAAUAAUAUUAGUGCACUACUCGGCAAUGGCAAUGGCACUUUUCAAAAUCAAAUUCGUUUUUCUACUGGAAACGAACCGGCUCCCAUAGUAUCAGGGAAUGGAAGUGGUACUUUUCAAUUUCAACGACUUUUUAAUAGUGGAAAAGAUCCAAUUUCUGUACUAGCACUUGAUUUAAACAAAGAUCAAAUAAGUGAUCUAAUAGUGGCCAAUCGAGGUGAAAGCACAAUCAGUAUUCUUGUUGGUUAUGGAAAUGGAAGCUUUGAAAAUCAAAUCAAAUUUGUUGCACUUAAUAGUCCAAGUCUUUUAGUGUCUGGCGUUUUCAACAAUGAUACAUUAUUAGACAUAGGAGUUAUUAGCCAGCGGUCGAGUCAAUUCGAUAUUCUGAUUAACAGUGGAAAUCUGUCUAAUUUCUAUCAGAAAGUCUUUCCCAUCGCUGCUUAUCCAAAUGCUCGAACAAUUUAUGAUUUUAAUAAUGGUGGAAAAUUAGAUAUAGCAGUAACUGGCAGAAAAUACAAGACAAUGGUUGUUUAUCUAAACCGAAACUAA